UGUUGAAUUGACGACUAGACAUCUCUAGCUAAACUAGGCAGUCGCUGGCUCAGUUGGUGUGGUAAGACAACUAGCUGAGCUAAACAAGUGAGCUAAGACAGGGCUAAAAACGUCGAGCCCAAGCCGGUCUAACACAACCUGAGCUCAAACAGAUUCACCGCCCUGGAUAACAAAUUGUUUCUGAACACAAAUUUGAACCAAUGACCCUCUCUACACCAGCGUGGAACUGGAUCCCUACGUGAACAGUUGGGAAGGUCGACCCCCCUCACCAAUGUGGAACCCCCUCUUAGCUUGAACCACUGAAGCCCCACAUCCCCCCUCCCUCCACAAGCAUGGAUCUGUCGUUUGUUCUACUCCUGUCCCCCUGGUGUCUCCUCAUCGGGUGCCUGACCCUGACCCAGGGCACCCCGACCCACGUGAUACACACCGACAAGGGACCUGUACGAGGUAGCGUGGAACAUGUUGACAACACCAAGGUGGACAUGUUUCUUGGGAUACCCUACGCCAAGCCUCCGAUAGGCAAGCUGAGGUUCCAGCACCCCGAGCCAGCAGACGAGUGGACUGACGUGUACAACGCCAUCAGACGACCCAACUGCUGCAUGCAGGUGCCAGACACAAAGUUCGGAGACUUCCCCGGGGCCACAGUCUGGAACCCCAACACUGAGAUCAGCGAGGACUGCCUGUACCUGAACGUGUGGACCCCCCACAACAGUCACCAACACUCACAGAAGAAGGCGGUCCUGGUGUGGAUCUAUGGCGGGGCCUUCCUCACAGGCUCGUCCGCCCUGGACAUCUACGACGGGCGGUACCUGGUGGCGGAGACCAAUGUCAUCGUAGUAUCUAUGCAAUUUAGGUUUGGAGCUCUGGGCUACUUUGUGCUGGGCUCCCCUGAGUCUCCUGGCAAUGCUGGCAUGAUGGACCUGAGGAUGGCGUUGGAGUGGGUCAGCACCAACAUCCACCACUUCGGCGGCGACGUCCACAGCGUCACGCUGGCUGGAGAAAGUUCUGGAGCGGUCAGCAUUGGUCUCAUGAUGCUGUCGUCUUUAGCCAGGGGCUAUUUCCAUCGAGCCAUCCUACAAAGUGGAUCCCCACAAGCACCGUGGGGGACCUUCACCCGUGCCGAGGGGCGCCGACGCUCCCUGCUGCUCGCCGAGCGCAUGGGCUGCGAUCCCAAGGCUAAGGAUGCGGAGAUCCUGGACUGUCUGCGUCAACUUCCGGCCAAAGCGUUUCCAGAGAACGAAACGGAAAUCGUCAAGGGCGUGGCCCAGUUUCCGUUUAUUCCAGUCAUAGACGGGACCUUCCUGACCAAAUCCCCAGAGGAGUAUCUCAGGGAGGGGUCCUUCAAGAAGAUCCCGCUACUGCUGGGGAGCAACGCCAACGAGGGCUCGUGGUUGUUGGUGUACGCCGAGUCUAACUACUUCCGGCUGGACAGCAACAGUUUACUGAGCGUGGAGAACUACAGUGACGUCAUGGACCAGCUGUUCAAGUACUACCCACAAUACCCCAAGGAGCUUGACCCGUUCGCUGUGAGCACCAUCAAGUUCCAGUACAGGGACUGGAUCGACCCCAGUAACCAGGAGAUGCUGAGGGGUCAGGUGGAGAGGGCGGUGGGGGACUACCAGUUUACCUGUGGGGUGGCGGACAUUGCCAAGACGGUGGCCAAAGCUGGUCAGGACGUUUACCUGUACAGGUUCAGCCACCGUAUAACAUCCAACCCGUGGCCGGAGUGGAUGGGGGUGCUACAUGGGGACGAAAUCUACUUUGUCUUUGGCGUUCCACUAAACAAAGACAAGAAGUUCACAGAGGACGAGAAAAAACUCAGCAGGAAAAUUAUGACAUUUUGGACCAACUUCGCCAAAACUGGCAACCCUAACAGAAAACCCGGCGAGCUAGACAUCAAAGAGUGGCCCAAGUUCAAACCAACUGAGCAACUCUACCUCAACAUCAGCCUGAACAUGUUCACUAAUACAGGCUCCUGGGGUCAAGGGGUCAGACCCAACCAGUGUGCUUUUUUUGACCAGUACCUACCUAUGCUGGCCAGCAGAGAAUUAGCCAGCUAUAACUCUAGCUGCAGCCAGAGUUCAGCCUCCUACUACUGGAGCGGUUCAUCAACAUUCUGGCCAUCUGAAAUGGCCUUGUUUCUAGCCGUCAUAUGUGGCCUUAUGGCUCUGUAGGUGACGUAUGGCCAUAUGUGGGUGACCCUUCAACAUGACGAGACACACUGUCUUCAGCUGUGUCGUGACACACCUCUGGGAACACUGUGUCGCGACACAUUCCCACAACCUCUACUUGGACUAGGCGAGCAGAUACAUAUUGAGUGGAACGUGAACUCU
Messenger RNA from Physella acuta, 2333 nucleotides. Its product is annotated as acetylcholinesterase. Gene Ontology annotation, biological process: choline metabolic process; acetylcholine catabolic process. Gene Ontology annotation, cellular component: plasma membrane. Lineage: Eukaryota; Metazoa; Mollusca; Gastropoda; Physidae. Gene Ontology annotation, molecular function: acetylcholinesterase activity. The record is from RefSeq and is a predicted model, not a curated record.